UAUAUAGAUCCAUAUAACGGGUAUGUGGCGCAGCGAAUAACAAUACGGUGUCUCCUAGUUUUAUACAAUAAGACAUUGUCAUUGCUUAUUAUGUUAAAGUCAAGUUCUGCGAAGCUGUCUUCCUAGUCUGAGAUUCCAUUGGCGGGUUGAAAACAGAGAAAAGGUCAGGACAUAAGGGUACUUGGUUACCUAUGGCGAUAAGAAACCUGACAGUACAGGAAAACCUCAUCAUAAAUCUCACCUUUCGUCAACAGUAUAAUAUUGAUAGCAUUGGAAAGUUGUGUAAACUUUAAAAAGUUUAAAUAGACUGUUAUCGUUCCUGUGUGUCUGAUUCCCUUGAAGGUUUGGAAGAAUGGCAGGACCUUAAGCAUGCUCGAACCUUCCAGUUUUCAAUGUCUCAGACUCCACAGAAAUCCGCCUUCGCAAAAUGGAUGCCCAGGAUGCACUCCAGCUCCACCCAGUGCUGCCUGUGUGUGGUGGGGGUCUUCAUGUUCCUCAUGGGGGUCAUCAUGCUGUCCACUGGAGUCUGUCUUAUACUUAAUUAUGGCUACUUUGACAAUGCAUUGUUCCCCCCUGAAUUACAAAGCCAGGAAGGCAAAAGAACUGUGGGGAUUAUAUUAACUGUGUCAGGAUUUGCUGCUGUUUUUAUAAGUGUCCUUGUGAGUUCCAUAUAUUUGUGUUCACGGAGUAAGACACCUUCAGUGCAUUCAGAUGAACUUAACACUAUACCCAGUUCUGGUAGGAAGUCCUCUGCUGGAAGUAGGAAUAAGGUUGCUUCUACUGAUGCUGCAGCUGCAGUGAAGCAGAAACCAGCAUCCAAUGCUGCACCAGCAGCAUCAAAACCUCAAAAUAAGAGCAAGGACAUGCAUUCCACAGCAGUGCCUCGUGCCAGACAUCCCAGAAAACGCAAAAAGCAGAGAAUACUCCAGAAGAGCAAACUAGAAGGCAUCCAGGAGGCUGAUGCCAUUUCCAGAAAAUUCUCAGAAAAAGACAUCAAUAGUUCCAUUGAUGCAACAGCCAACGACGAAGUGCACAGCGAAAAAAACUCUCAGGAAGAGACCUCAGAAGCCAUAGCAAUGCCAGAAGUGUUUUAUAGUGCAAGUGAUAAUACUGUGUUAGUCUCAUCUUCAAAUUCUGUAGCAUCUAGUGAUGACUUGCCACAAGUGGACAAUCCAGCAUACACAGAAGAGAAAAUCAGGAAAGACUAUGACCAAUCUUCCACCUCAAGUGGAUUUACUGGGUCCGAGAAAACCGACAGUCUCUAUAAAGUAGAGGCAAGUAUUGAACACCCAGAGUGAUUGCACAAGGCAAGGAUUACAAAAAAAUUAAGGGGGAGGGGGAAACACAAAACUUCAUCUCAUAUAGUCUACUGCAGAUUUUGGAAGACAUUUCUUCAUUUCAGCAAGGAAGCUGGUCUUCCUCCCCAUAGGCACUAGUAUUUAUAAAAAUGGUUCAUAUUUACCAAACAUUUAUGUUUGAAAACUAAUUAUGUGAUAAAAAAUAUCAGUGCUAUUACAUACUGCAUAUUGCUUUAUAUGUGUUAGAAAUCCCAGUCCACUUGAAAUGAAAUGAUAAUAAUAUGAUGCUGUGCAUUAUAAGUAGUGUUAUAAUCUUCACAAUUUCAUACAACAAAUAUGGCAUUUACAAAAAAAAAUCAUACAUGUUGAGAAUUAAGUAUAAGCCAAACUCAAUCUUUUCUGCCAUUUUUAAAUAUCAACAUCAAAGGGAAUGAAUCAGUAAAUAUUGUCUCAAUCUUUUCUGCCACAUUUCAGAUUUCAAUUUCAAAAGAAAUAGGAAGAUAUAAUAUUUCUUAAUAAUUAAGAGUUAAUUAUGUGUUUAUUAGUAUUCUUUCAAAACAUAUUAAAUGUAGAAAGUAUUGAAGGAUGUUUAAGUUUAGAAAUACUGCUUAUUUUAAGUGGAUUAUGUAGUUUUAUUUAUUGUUUUCCUUGUGAUAUAAUUCAGAUAUAUUUUUCGUUGGUUGUAGAAUAGGUUACCGUUUAUGUCUUGCAUUCUGUACCAUAUUAUACUCUCUGUGACUCAAAAAAGGGGGAUGCGAACUUCCCUUCAUUUUAAAAAUGAUGGUGGAUGCAUCAUGCAAUCAUGGUUUUGUCUCAAAGUAAUGUUAUACUAGCCUUUCAGCAUGAUUUGCUUGGUGUUUAGAAGGAUGAGUUGUAGGUAUUGGUGUCCAUAUACUGCUGAAGACAACAAGGUCACUGCCAAAUGAAGUUGGUGUGUGUUGUAAAUCCAAUUGUUCAUUUUGUUUUGGUGUUGUGUACUUUUCUUUGAUGUUUGACAACAUUUUUGUUUUUGUUGUAGCAGUUGAUUGUUGGUGAAUUAAUUAAAAUGGCAUUUUUUUUAAUGAAUACACUUUACAUGCUGAUGAGAGAGAGACUCCAUGCUAAAUGAAUUAAGGCCCAGGAAGCAAUUUCAGAUUUUUUUUUAGGGAGGAAAGGAGGGGAGGGACUCAUAGUGCCCCUAUCCGUACAAAUCAUAUAAAUACUUGAAUAUGCCCUUGCAAUGUCUAGUCUAUAUAUGUAACUAAACCAUCAUAUUUCAAAACUGAUUAACUUUCAACUGCUUUCAUUCCUGCAAAAGAAUUAAAACCAGUUUUUGAUUCACCUUCCUUAUAAACUUGAAAGUCUGCUGCAAUGAUGCUAGUAAAUGUCUAAAAUUUGUUGUAUAUGGUUUUAAAACAUGUAUCUAUUGUACCCUUUGUCUUUAGAUGAAACUAUUGUUAAUAUUUCAUGUUUUAAUACUGAGAAUCGGUCUAGUGUGCUCCACAUCCUGAUUGUAAACUCAUUUUAUUUCUUUGGAAAAAUUUCUUAAGCAUUUUUAUUAAAAAUAUUAUAAAGAAAUAAAAAAUUCUACUAGAUUAAUUAACAAUAAGUACUGUGGUUAUGCAGGAAAAAAUUACAUAGUUACUUCAGACUUGCUUUGUUUAAUUUAUGUUCUUUGCUAACAUUUCUAGUUGUAGAUUUGUUUCAACAUUAAUGAUUUUCCCCAUGACUUUGUCAUAAGAAAACCAUUUUUGUGAUAUUCAAAGUAGACAGCCAUGUCAAUGCAAUGUUGCAUCAUUUUGAAUAUGUUCCCUUGAUCUGCAUACUAGUGACAAUGCAUAUUUCAAUAUCAAACCUGUGUGUUUCGCCAUUAUCAGUGAUACACUGUAUGAGAAUAAUCAUUUAUUUUGCAAUGUAAUGACAGGGUUUCAGAGGCUGAUGUAUGAUUGUUCUGUCUACAAGUACUUUUUUGUUUGUUUUUUUUUUUUAAUGUAUUUUUUUUUUUUUUUUGGAAAUGUAUCUUUAAAAGUGAUAAUGUUAUUGUUAUUAUUUUUAUGAAGAAAAAUAAACUUGAAAUAUUAAA
This is a messenger RNA of Saccostrea cuccullata (small rock oyster), 3360 nucleotides long. RefSeq lists its product as uncharacterized. Lineage: Eukaryota; Metazoa; Mollusca; Bivalvia; Ostreida; Ostreidae. The transcript has 4 exons. The record is from RefSeq and is a predicted model, not a curated record. Bases 393 to 1298 code for a protein of 301 amino acids.